Messenger RNA from Ipomoea nil (Japanese morning glory), 880 nucleotides. RefSeq names its product ras-related protein RABD1-like. Bases 101 to 706 code for a protein of 201 amino acids. The record is from RefSeq and is a predicted model, not a curated record. Gene Ontology annotation, molecular function: GTPase activity; GTP binding. NCBI's taxonomy places the organism in Eukaryota, Viridiplantae, Streptophyta, Magnoliopsida, Solanales, Convolvulaceae. The transcript has 8 exons.
UGACAAGUGGAAAAGCUAGCGGCUUCUUUCAUUUCAUUUGUCUUUCCCUCUUGAGCAAACUGACAAGCAAGCUUCUCAUAUUCUUUGCCGACAACUAAAAAUGAGUACCGAAUACGAUUAUUUGUUCAAGUUGUUGCUAAUCGGAGACUCUUCCGUCGGCAAGUCCUGCCUGCUUCUCAGAUUCGCUGAUGAUUCGUACAUUGACAGCUACAUUAGCACCAUAGGAGUUGACUUCAAAAUUAGGACAGUGGAGCUGGAUGGGAAGACUAUCAAGCUGCAAAUUUGGGAUACUGCUGGCCAGGAGCGUUUCCGGACUAUUACAAGCAGUUACUAUCGUGGUGCACAUGGAAUCAUUAUUGUCUAUGAUGUUACCGAAAUGGAGAGCUUCAACAAUGUCAAGCAAUGGCUGAGUGAAAUCGACAGAUAUGCAAAUGAUAGCGUUUGCAAGCUUUUAGUUGGAAACAAGUGUGAUUUGGCAGAGAACAAGGUUGUGGACACAGAAACGGCAAAGGCAUUUGCAAAUGAGCUCGGUAUACCUUUCCUGGAGACUAGUGCAAAAGAUUCCAUCAACGUGGAGCAGGCUUUCUUAACCAUGGCUGGUGAAAUUAAGAAAAAAAUGGGCACACAACCUGCUGGAAACAAGUCAGCUAGUACUGUUCAAAUCAAGGGACAGCCAAUCCAACAGAAGAGCAAUUGUUGUAGCUAACUACUUAUAGUGUAGUUGUAUCCUGCUUUACAAAUGUUGAAUGCAAAGUAAUCAAAUAUGUAUUUCCCAGAUUAUGUUUACAUGUGACAACAUGUUUACAAUGUGUACAUUGUUGUUCUUUGCAUAUUGCAAUUUGUUGCUAUAUAUAUAUUUAUGGCAUACAUCAUUACUACU